This is a messenger RNA of Orbicella faveolata, 2422 nucleotides long. Its product is annotated as asparagine--tRNA ligase, cytoplasmic-like. Gene Ontology annotation, biological process: asparaginyl-tRNA aminoacylation. NCBI's taxonomy places the organism in Eukaryota, Metazoa, Cnidaria, Anthozoa, Scleractinia, Merulinidae. Gene Ontology annotation, molecular function: ATP binding; asparagine-tRNA ligase activity; nucleic acid binding. The record is from RefSeq and is a predicted model, not a curated record. Gene Ontology annotation, cellular component: cytoplasm.
GCGCCCGGAAUUGUUGUAAAAGUUAGCUUUGCUUCUACUUAUUUAACAGCCUGUCCGUCGUUUUCUAAAUUAUUUAAGCUCUAGUUAUUUGAUAAAGGUGACGAAGGAGAAUGGCAACCGAUUCUUUGAGUUCUGAAAUGGAUAAAAUGGACGUAGAAGGAUCUUGCUAGUUAUCUAGAGAUGCGCUGCUCCUCCCUUUCAUUCCUCCGAAGGGGGACCUGGCUAUGUACCCUAAAGCUGUCCCACUCAGUUCAUUGCUCUAGACCUCAUAGGCUCGCAAAGGCCCCUCCUCAAGACAGUGUAUACCAAGCUAGCUUAGCAAGAGCCAUUAGAAUGUAUGCCCCUCUAAGAAGUAUAGCCAAUGGUCCAGUGAUCUACACCUCUGAAAAGGAAGGAAGUGACGAGUCUGGCGAUGGAUCUGCACAGAAGCCAUUCAAAACUGUUAUGCAGGCCUUACGUGUCACUGAAGGUGAAGAACCUCUUCCCCAAAUCAUGGUGGACAGUAAAGCUGAAGGAGAGAAAUAUGAAAAGCUUGCCAAGGCCCAACUGAAGAAGGUGACCAAAAUUUAUGCACAGGAGAAAAAAAAGUCGGAAGAUAAAGAGAAAAAAGAGGCUGAGAAAGCACAGCAGAGGGAAAAAAAUCUUGAAGAGGCCAAGAAAAUUUCAAUUAAGGAGGAUGAAAGUUUGCCAAAAGCCAAGAGGAUAAGGAUCAUUGAGUCUGUAACUCAUCGUGAUCAGCGGGUCAAGGUGUUUGGUUGGAUUCACAGACUCAGAAGACAAGGGAAAAACCUGAUGUUUAUAGUUCUUAGAGAUGGCAAUGGGUUUCUGCAAUGUGUCUUGUCAGAUCUUUUGUGCCAGACCUAUGAGGCCCUGAUAUUGGCAACAGAAGCUUCUGUAUGUCUUUAUGGUGUCAUUAAAGAAGUUCCAGAAGGAAAAACAGCCCCUGGAGGUCAUGAAAUGGCUGUGGACUACUGGGAACUAGUGGGGGAAUCCCCAUCUGGUGGAGUUGAUAACCUGGUGAAUGAGGAAUCGGCCAUUGACACUCAGCUUGAUAACAGGCAUAUCAUGCUUAGAGGUGACACGGUUUCAAGAAUCCUGAGAAUGCGGUCAACAGUUACACGGUGCUUUAGGGACCAUUACUUUGAUCACAGUUAUGUGGAGGUGACUCCACCCACAAUGGUCCAAACACAGGUCGAGGGAGGCUCCACUCUCUUCGAUUUCAACUACUUUGGUGAACAAGCAUAUUUGACACAGUCAUCCCAGCUUUACCUGGAGACAGUCAUCCCAGCAUUGGGUGAUGUGUUCUGCAUUGCACAGUCAUACAGGGCAGAACAGUCACGUACAAGAAGACAUUUGUCCGAAUACACUCAUGUAGAAGCUGAAUGCCCCUUCAUCACAUUUGAUGAUCUUCUGGACAGAAUAGAAGACUUGGUGUGUGACGUUGUUGACAGAGUGUUAAAGUCUCCUCAUGCAGAUAUACUGAAGGAAAUGAAUCCAGAUUUUAAGCCUCCUAAAAGACCUUUCAAGAGAAUGGACUAUUCUGAUGCCAUCAAGUACUUGAAAGAACACAACAUCAAAAAGGAAGAUGGCACUUACUAUGAAUUUGGAGAGGACAUCCCAGAGAUGCCUGAGAGGAAAAUGACAGACCAAAUCAAUGAGCCAAUCCUGUUGUGCCGUUUUCCUACCAACAUAAAGUCUUUCUACAUGUUCAGGUGUCCAGAGAAUAAGGGUCUCACUGAAUCAGUUGACCUUCUGAUGCCUGGAGUUGGAGAAAUUGUUGGUGGCUCAAUGAGGAUGUGGGAAUAUGAGGAGUUGCUAGAAGGCUACAAGAGAGAAGGCAUUGAUCCAACACCUUAUUACUGGUAUACUGACCAGAGGAAGUAUGGGUCUUGUCCUCAUGGUGGUUAUGGUUUGGGACUGGAACGAUUCCUAACCUGGCUUCUGAAUAGGCAACAUAUCAGAGACGUCUGUCUGUACCCACGAUUUACAGGAAGAUGUCGGCCAUAAAAUUGCACCACUCUAGGAAACUUGCCAAGAAAAACUAUUAGCCAAUUAAAAUGUGGCAUGUAACAUGCCAAUAAAAUUCUAGCUAUCAAAAGUGUAACAAGUAACUUAGUUUGUUUCUUGUAGAACAUUCAACAAAAAGUGUAAUUUACCAAUGUUAUGUAAGGAAGAAAUAUUUAUCAAAAAUAAACAUUUCUGAAUUCCCUCUUUAAAUUUAACCUAUUUUAAACCACCUGUCAAAUCCAAUAGCCAUAAACUGACAGAGGGCAGUACACAAGUCAGAUGUUUCAGAGAAAGUGAGAACAGAAUAUGUAGACAGUGUCAGAUAUUUGUACUUAUCUCCAUCCAAGGGAGUAGUAUGCAUUUUUCAUGGAGUACUCACAGAAGAGUUAAUUGAACAUUAAAGGCAUGAACUGCU